GGCCGAGGCUUCAUGAAUACUUUGGACAAAAUAAAGUUCCCAGUCAUUCCGCCACCAAGAAUCAAUUUGUCCCUUCGGAAAAAACUUUAUUAAAAGGGAAUCCAUAUCCACAUCAGCCAGAAUUCAGCCAGAAUUCACCCAUAAUUCUUUCUAUUGAUAUAUUCACCAUAAUAUACCAUCGAUACCGUCAAGUCGAAUAAUAAGAGAAGCUACUACAGCAAUAAUCACUUCGAAGCAGACACACAACUUUGACGCCAAUCCUUAUUUAAGAAGAAGCACAAUCUAUUGGAUCAUUUCUUACAUCAUACCAUAUCAUUGUGGAAUCAAUUGACAAACUCAAAAAGUUGGACUGACACACAAAUCAACAAGUCCAGCUUUGCCUUCGCCUCCUUAUUUUCAACGCUUUCUCGGCAUUCAUACUCGCACAUUCAGUAUAUGAUCCGUCGUCCAUCGAUUCUACUUCGAACAAUGUCGCGUCCUCAAGUUCACAGAAUGGCUACUACAUCGCAUUGUAUACCACAAGAGCCACAGCCUGAGUCACCCCGCUCCCAGGUAUCUCAGGUUCCGGCUCUUACCUAUUCAUCAUCAUCGUCUUCCGACCUCGAACCCGAAGAGAUCGAGCCACGCCGUCGUCGGGCUUCGACUGUACUCAUUUCACAAAAUGCUACCGAUAUGCAAAGAAUUAUCGGAAAUGCGGGCACAAAAUUGGUGGAAAAAUGCUGCGGCGGAGGUUGUUGCAUGGCCAUUACCAAAACUGAUGGCCUCACUUACGAAAGACCAAGAUUGCCAGACAACGAUGCUUACAGGAGCUUGGCAUUGAAGAUCGAAACCAUUCCUACACGAUUGACAAGUCUGCCAGAUCUGCCAAAGAAAAACAUGGAGAUUCUCCCUCUGGGAAAGGAAAAAGCCUUGGAUAUUGUCAAAGGCAUGGAAUCUUUGAAUGUCAAUGAGAACAGAGGGGCAGUCACAGUCGAGCCUCCUAUGGACGCCGCAGAUGCAGCAGGCAUUCAAAAGGUCAUCUCCCAUAAGGACUCUGGAAUUAGUAUGGAAAAUGAUUCAAUUGACUUCACACCACAUCAUGCGAAGUUAGAUGUCGAUACCAAAGUUCAACCACCUUCAUUCGUUCAGCCACAUCCACCUUACGAAGUCUAUUCCGCGAGAAUUUUCAAUGCCAGAGAAUUGACCAGGCCUGGUGCUGAAAAAAGAACAUAUCACUUUGAUUUGGACGUUACCGAUUAUCCUGAGGAGGGUGGCGUUGAUUUCAAGGUUGGUGGUGCAAUUGGUGUCAUGGCACCAAAUGAAGAAUCAAUGGUCGAAGAAAUGAUGGAUUUGUUAUCUAUUCCAAGACAUCUUCGUGAUCGAAAGAUUCUAUUGAAGACACAUUCUGGAAGAUGGCCUACAAUCUGGGGAGACGAUAAGCCAAGAGAAUUAAUCACAACCAGACGUGAUUUGUUGACUUGGUGUUCUGACAUUCAAUCAUAUCCUCCAAACAAGAAGAUUUUACGAAUCCUUGCCGAAUAUGCUACCGACCCAGAAGAGAAGAAGAUUUUAUUAUAUCUGUGUUCUGGAGAAGGACAAGGUGCAUUCUGCGAUUUCCGAACUGGUCCACACAUCACCAUCCCUCAACUCCUUCACGCAUUCCCUUCUAGUAAACCGCCUCUCGAUCAUCUUCUCUCAGAGCUCGAAACAUUAAGGCCUCGAUUCUAUUCAAUGUCCAAUGAUCCUCAGGAGAACUGUGUACCAGUCGAAGGAUGUAGCCGACUUAUCGAGAUCGCAGUCACUGUCCACGAAACCAAUCAUUGGAAGGAUGGAAAUCGAAUUGGUCUGGGGUCAGGAUUCUUUGAGCGACAAGCAAGAAAAUUCAUCGAAGCUGAAAAGAGAGGAGAAAAGAUUAACGUCCGAAUUCCAAUGUUUAAAGGAUUAAUGGCCAAUCCUUUGGCUAGGGAAUUUGUUUCCGACGGACCUAUGCUUUUGAUUGGUGCGGGUGUAGGAGUUGCACCCUUCCGAGGAUUUGUUCAACGUCGUCUCAAAAAUGCCAAUUGCGCCAACAAAGUUUGGGUUCUUCAAGGAGUCAGAGAUUCUCUUCUUGAUGAAUUGUAUUCUGGUGAAUGGGGUGUUCAUGAAUCGGAAGUCAAGAAAGUUGUUCAGAGUCGAAGACCUGGUAGUAAGCAAAAGGGCAAAUAUGUUCAAGAUGAGGUUAGACAUCAAGGAGAUUUGGUCUGGUUCAUCAUCAAUGCUUUGGAUGGUCGAGUUUUUGUUUGUGGAAGUAGUAAAGGAAUGGGUGAAGGUGUUGAGGAAGCUCUUGUGGAUGUUGCCAUGGAGAAGGGCAAUCUGGAUAGGGAAGAAGCAAAGAACUUCUGGAAGUUGAAGAAUGAAGCUGGGCAAUACAUUGCCGAGACUUGGUGAUCGGGUUUCACUUUAUUAUUCUUUCUUUUGCUUGAGUCUAGGGUUCCUAUAUACCAAAGAUGGGAUUACGAUGCGAAUGAGUCAAGGAUUGUAAAUACGCAGUGGACUUUCGAUAUCGUUCGCCAUAUUUGGACUGUAUUAUACGCAUGUUCAAUGGGUGGAGAGCUGUCUUGCUUUUAUGCAAUGAAUGGGGGAUUCUUUGGUUGAACAUUUUGCAUAUGGGAUAUUGACUAGGUAAAUUUUGGUUGUCAAUAGGGCGUUGAGCGGUGUUAAGGCUGGCGCAAUGGGAUAUGAGAACAACAGCAAAAGAACAAUCCAAGCAAUUGGGGUUAUCUUGAUGGGAGCUACAUGAUGGGAUUGUGAAUGCUAGACAGCGAGUAGAUACUGCUGUGCAAAUGAGCGUGUGGGAGGGAUACCGUGCCAUACAGAUAGCUUAUAAAUGAAAAGAUUUAAAAAUCAUAGUCGUA
This is a messenger RNA of Botrytis cinerea B05.10, 2873 nucleotides long. RefSeq lists its product as hypothetical. Gene Ontology annotation, molecular function: flavin adenine dinucleotide binding; FMN binding; [methionine synthase] reductase (NADPH) activity. Gene Ontology annotation, biological process: homocysteine metabolic process. The record is from RefSeq and is a predicted model, not a curated record. NCBI's taxonomy places the organism in Eukaryota, Fungi, Ascomycota, Leotiomycetes, Helotiales, Sclerotiniaceae. The transcript has a single exon. Gene Ontology annotation, cellular component: cytosol. Bases 436 to 2406 code for a protein of 656 amino acids.